AUGUACAAAGGAGGGAUGUCAUCCCAUUGGCUUCAUUCAUUGGUAUACCUCAUUGCAAUUACUAGGUGUUUCUCCAACACAAUUGCCACCACUGCCAGGGAAGGGGACAGUCCUGCCAGUGCUGAAACAUCACGUCCCAGGAGGCAUGGGUUGAUUGUUGGCCAUCGGGUCGUCAAGACUUUCAUCUUGGAAAUCCUCCUUGAUCUGCAGUUCAGCAUCUGAUCCAGCCUAUUCGCAUCCGGAUGCCUGGAUUAACGGAAGAGGCCUGCAUAUAGCAAAAAAAAAACUUGUUCGCAC
Molecule: messenger RNA, 297 nt
Organism: Darwinula stevensoni
Lineage: Eukaryota; Metazoa; Arthropoda; Ostracoda; Podocopida; Darwinulidae
Source: the annotation of a GenBank genome assembly